UAAGAGGAGGGGUCUGUUUAUCUGCCGAAAAAAACACAAAACAAAACAAAACAAAACGAGAAAGAGAAAAAGAAAAAAGAGGGAAGAGAAAGGAAGGUAAACGCUUCACGAAUUCUCCCGUUCACGUUUAUAGAUCAUUUAAUUUCCGUGAAUUCUGUUAGAAUUUCACCGAUUUAUUGCAAUACUUGGGCGAAGAUGCGGGGAGUUGCAGGUGCCGGUGGAUGACUCCUUUUAGCUCGUUCUUAUCUCUGUAGUCGAUUUUCAAGUUUCAAAAGGAGAACUACAAGAUCAAUUUCGGGAUUGUUUUAUUUAAUUUCUACGGGAACCCAUUUAUGGUGUUUUGUCCCGCGGAUUCCUAGUUUGUCUAGGUCUUUGACGGUAUCUGUUCUGCUGGCUAAACCUCGUGGGGUGUUUUUCUAUUAUUUUCUUGUGGCACUUGAAGAAACCUUGUUGCAGCUUCGAUUGGAGUGAAAGGCGAUUGUGAUGAGAUUUUGGGGAGACUUGGAUUGAUGAUAACGAAGGCGGUUUUCGGCUCCCCUGAUUUUCUUUUUGUUGGAUUCCGUGGCCUACGGUUGCGAAUUGGAUUGUUGCUUCUCAUGAUUUGGAGGUUGAAUUGAUGCGAGCAAGCAGUUUGAAUGAAUUGAAGAGGCGUCGUUGGUGUUGGCAAUUAGAAUAAUUCCUUUCACAAGGAGAGCGUGAUGAGAAACUGAUUUGGAUUCUGCCGGAGGUUGUGUAGUUUUUCAAGGUCGUUUCCUCGUGGAAUGCAAAUCUAAUGCGUCAUGUUUCUAUGAUUUUAUCUGGCAGCGGUGGAAGAAUUGCCAGAGCCUUGAAUUGGGUGCUUCCAUGGGUGUUUCAUUAUGCCUAUUUGUACAAGAAGGUUCGCAAGUGUCACUUUUAGUAUUUGGAAUUGACUUCUAAUUUUGAGCGGGCAAAAUUACGUUUUAUGUUUUAAUUAUCCCUGUAUUGGAUCUGUAUUUCUCAUGCAAAAACUACAUGUCUGAUAACACUGCAAUUGUAGCUAUUUUGGAGUUCAGCUUCUAAUGCUAUGGAUUGGAGCUGUUGGAACUCCUCCCAUGAUCUAUUGUGGUGUGGAUUGUGUUUUGGUUGGUGCUUUGCAUUCUCUUGAAGCCUUUCCGCUUUUGAAUAUUGAGCUUUCGGAUGUUAAGUUUGCCAUCAAUCUUUGUUGAUCGGGUUUGGCCUCUUUUCAGAUACUUGGAUUUGAUUUCAGUUGUACUCUUCUGAGGUGAGAAAUUUAGCUUUAGCAGUGGCCAAUGAUCAUUUCAUAAUGAAUGGGACUGGGAGGGUUGUUUGUCAAUGGACGCUUCCGACAAAAAGUUUUCUGAUUUAGUUGACAUCUUUAAAUCCUGGAUCCCUCGGAGAACCGAGUCAGCUAAUGUGUCGAGGGACUUUUGGAUGCCCGACCAGAGCUGUAGGGUAUGCUACGAGUGUGACUCUCAAUUCACGAUCUUUAACCGCAGGCAUCAUUGCCGUCUCUGUGGAAGAGUUUUCUGUUCAAAGUGUACUACAAACUCAGUUCCUGCCCCGUCUGAUGAGCCAAAGACAGGCAGGGAGGACUGGGAGAGGAUCCGGGUCUGUAAUUAUUGCUUCAAACAAUGGGAACAGGGGAUAGCAACAGUUGAUGAUGGGAUCCGAACAUCCAGUCCAGGUCUCAGUCCUUCACCCUCAGCGACAAGUUUGGCCAGCACCAAGUCUAGUGCAACUGGGAAUAGCAGCAACAGCACUAUUGGUUCAAUGCCAUACUCGACUGGACCUUAUCAACGGGUGCCAUAUAGUUCAGGUCUCAGCCCGCGUCAGUCAUCUCAAGUUGAACCUUGUACGGACAAGCAAGACAUGGUAGCACCUGAGAGGGGCAUGGAUCCUGUUACAGACGUUGGGGGUCAAUCUCCCAACUCGUAUGGAUUCUGCCUGAACAGGAGUGAUGAUGAUUAUGAAUAUGGUGUUUAUCGAUCAGAUUCUGAAACUCGACAUUUUCCUCAGGCUGAUGAUUAUUAUGGCCCAGUCGAGUUUGAUGAGAUUGACCAUACUUAUGGUUCACAUAAAGUGCAUCCUGAUGCAGAAAAUGUUGAAACAAAGGAUUUGAGCAGCUCUUUGGUACAUGAUAGUGUGGAUUCACGACGGUUAGAAGGAAUAAAAAAACAGGGGGAAGAAGCAGAUGGACAUGAUAUUAUUUAUGAGUGUGAUGCUGCUGGAUCAUUAUAUGGUAUGGAUGGUACGGAUGGUACGGGUGGUACAGAAGCAGAGCCAGUAGAUUUUGAGAAUAAUGGGUUGCUUUGGCUUCCUCCAGAGCCAGAAGAUGAAGAGGAUGAGAGGGAAGCUGGUCUGUUUGAUGAUGAUGAUGAUGAUGCUACAGGAGAGUGGGGAUAUUUACGUUCUUCAAGCAGCUUUGGCAGUGGGGAGUACCGAACUAGGGACCGAUCGAGCGAAGAGCAUCGUAAGGCCAUGAAGAAUGUGGUUGAUGGGCAUUUUAGGGCUUUGGUUUCUCAACUUUUGCAAGUUGAAAAUCUACCUAUAGGUGAGGAAGCUGACAAGGAAAGUUGGUUGGAGAUAAUUACAUCUUUGUCUUGGGAGGCUGCAACACUCCUGAAGCCAGACACAAGCAAGGGGGGAGGAAUGGAUCCUGGUGGAUAUGUGAAGGUCAAAUGCAUAGCUUGUGGGUGUCGCAGUGAGAGUAUGGUGGUCAAAGGAGUUGUUUGUAAAAAAAAUGUGGCUCACCGGAGAAUGGCAUCAAAAUUUGAGAAACCCCGUUUCCUAAUCCUUGGAGGAGCUCUUGAGUAUCAGCGGGUCUCGAACCUCCUCUCAAGUUUUGAUACUCUUUUGCAGCAGGAAAUGGACCACUUGAAGAUGGCAGUUGCAAAGAUAGAUGCCCACCACCCCAAUGUCCUUUUAGUAGAGAAGUCAGUCUCCCGUUUUGCCCAAGAGUACCUCCUUGCUAAAGACAUAUCACUUGUUCUCAAUAUUAAGAGGCCACUGUUAGAGCGUAUAGCCCGCUGCACAGGUGCACAAAUUGUUCCUUCAAUUGAUCAUCUCUCCUCGCAGAAGCUGGGUUAUUGUGACGCUUUCCAUGUGGAAAAGUUUCUUGAAGAGCAUGGCAGUGCUGGACAGGGAGGGAAGAAAUUGGUGAAGACACUUAUGUUCUUUGAAGGCUGUCCAAAGCCAUUGGGUUGUACGAUUUUGCUCAAGGGUGCUAAUGGGGAUGAGCUGAAGAAAGUGAAGCAUGUGGUCCAGUAUGGUGUCUUUGCUGCAUAUCACUUGGCCCUGGAGACUUCUUUUCUUGCUGAUGAAGGUGCUUCUCUGCCAGAACUUCCACUGAAAUCACCAAUAACUGUUGCACUUCCUGACAAACCAUCCAGUAUAGACAGGUCCAUUUCUACCAUACCUGGUUUCACGGUUCCUGCUGCUGGCAAGGAAUGUCAACCUAGUAGUGAACCACAAAGAUCCAACAGUGCCCCAUCAUCAGAUCUAACUUCACCAAUCUCCAAUGCUUCCAUUAGAAAAACUGAAAGAGAGAAGGUCCCAUCUCCUUGUUCACCUAAAGGCCCCAACUCCCACUAUACAGGACCUGCAAGCGCCAUCAACUCUUCUGCGUCUGUCCCUUCGUUUUCCUUUUCAGGACAGUGUGAGUCUGAUAACAACCAAACCAAGCUUUCCCUAAAUCAUGCACUAGAGAUUAAAAAUAAAGGAGCGGAAAAAUAUUUUGAGACCAAAGCUUCAACAACCAACAGAUGCCAAGAUGUUGUGAAUGAUGAACUCGUUAAUAGUGGCUUUGGAGCUCCGGAGCCCUCAGGGAAAGGUGGGAUUGAUCUUAUUAAUCAUGACACCAUGGUUGGGAAUCAACCUGGUGUUUCAAUGUUGGCUUCGUUACAUCAAGAUGGCAAUAGCUACCCAGAGGAGCUGGCGUCUUCCAAGGAGGAGUUUCCUCCAUCCCCUUCUGACCAUCAGAGCAUUUUGGUCUCUUUAUCAACCCGGUGUGUGUGGAAGGGAACUGUUUGUGAGCGAGCCCAUCUCUUCCGUAUCAAGUACUAUGGUAGCUUUGACAAGCCUUUGGGGCGUUUUUUACGGGACCAUUUAUUUGAUCAGAGUUACCGUUGCCAUUGCCGUUCAUGUGACAUGCCAACAGAAUCACAUGUUCAUUGUUAUACUCAUAGACAAGGAAGCCUAACAAUUUCUGUCAAGAAGCUCCCAGAUCAUUUCUUGCCAGGGGAACGAGAAGGCAAGAUCUGGAUGUGGCACCGGUGCCUCCGGUGUCCAAGGACCAAUGGUUUCCCUCCGGCGACUCGGAGAGUGGUGAUGUCUGAUGCUGCUUGGGGUUUAUCGUUUGGGAAAUUUUUGGAGCUUAGUUUUUCAAACCAUGCUGCCGCAAGCAGGGUGGCUAGCUGUGGUCAUUCUCUGCACAGAGAUUGUCUCCGAUUCUAUGGGUUUGGGAGAAUGGUUGCUUGCUUCCGUUAUGCUUCGAUUGAUGUUCAUUCUGUCUACCUUCCACCCCCAAAACUUGAUUUUAACUAUGACAGUCAGGAGUGGAUACAAAAAGAAGCAAAUGAGGUGGUUGACAGAGCAGAACUUCUAUUUACUGAAGUACUCAAUGCUCUCCAUCAGAUUGCGGAGAAGAGAUCAGAUGGUGGGUCAGUUAACAACCACCUGAAAGCACCUGAAUCAAGACGCCACAUUUCAGAACUAGAAGGGAUGUUACUAAAGGAGAAGGCUGAAUUUGAGGAAUCUCUCCAGAAAACACUUUACAGGGGGCCCAAGAAAGGUCAACCUAUAAUUGAUAUUCUUGAGAUCAAUCGGUUGCGGAGGCAGUUGCUCUUUCAUUCUUAUGUCUGGGACCACCGCCUGAUUUAUGCGUCCAGUUUAGACAACGGCAGCCAACAGGACUGGCUGAACAGCUCUGCACAGAAACAUAAAGAGAAACAUUCUAAUAAUAUUGAGAAGCUUGUUGAAAUGAAUUCAUCUCCUAGGCCAGAUGGUGGUUUUAGUACUGAGUUGCUUGCGGAUACGAGGCUUGAUGAAAGCCUUAAUCAAGGAGGUGAAAUUGGUGAGGUCCCUAACCAGCCUGGCAUAGUUCAAGCUGCAAGUGACAUAGUUCAGGAUCCAAAACACAGAAAGGAUGGCCCGACUCAUGUUUCUGCUAGCAGUAGUCUCGCUAAUCAAUCCGAUCCUUUAGAAUCUGGGGUAGUUGUUCGAAGGGCCCUCUCAGAAGGACACUUUCCUCUUAUGGAAAAUUUGUCGGACACCCUUGACGCAGCAUGGACAGGUGAAAAUCACCCUGGGAGUGUACCACCCAAAGAGAAUGGUUAUGCAUCUUCUGAUGCAGCCAUUACAGAUUCCUCAGUUGUGGUAGAGGCUGUGGCAUCUGCAAGGUCUGAUUUGGAAGAGAAUUUGGAAGACAAUUGUGGGUUUGAGGUAACUCAAUCUCUUGGGCAUGCAUUACCGACCAAGCAGGCUGACACUAUGGAAGAUUCUACAAGCUGGAUAGGGAUGCCUUUUCUGAACUUCUACAGUUCUUUCAACAAGAAUUCUUCUGGGAGCGCUCCAAAGUUUGAUACACUAAGUGAGUAUAAUCCCGUCUAUGUCUCAUCUUUUCGAGAGUUGGAACAUCAAGGUGGGGCCAGGCUGCUUUUGCCUGUGGGUGUUAAUGACACUGUUGUUCCAGUUUAUGAUGAUGAACCCACAAGUAUAAUAGCAUAUUCUCUGGUCUCCCAAGAUUACCAUCUCCAUAUAUCCGAUGAUUGCGAAAGACCAAAAGAUGGUGGGGAGUCUUCAGUUUCACUACCACCUGAUUCGGUAAAUCUUCACUCACUCCAUUCCUUCAAUGAGACAGCCACUGAAUCUUUAAGAAGCCUUGGGUCUACAGAUGACAACAUCUUAUCCAUGUCAGGGUCCCGGAGUUCCUUGACUUUGGACCCGCUCUUGUAUACGAAGGCAUUGCAUGUCAGAGUUUCUUUCACAGAUGAAGGUCCACUUGGAAAGGUGAAGUAUAAUGUGACUUGUUACUAUGCGAAGAGGUUUGAUGCCUUGAGGAGGACAUGUUGCCCAACUGAGUUAGACUUCAUAAGGUCUCUUAGCCGUUGUAAGAAAUGGGGGGCUCAGGGUGGAAAAAGCAAUGUAUUCUUUGCAAAAACCUUGGAUGAUAGGUUUAUCAUCAAACAAGUUACAAAGACGGAGCUGGAGUCUUUUAUCAAGUUUGCUCCGGAGUAUUUUAAGUACCUGUCUGAAUCGAUCAGCUCAGGGAGCCCAACAUGUCUGGCAAAGAUUCUCGGGAUUUAUCAGGUUGCAUCAAAGCACCUUAAGGGUGGGAAGGAAUCCAGGAUGGAUGUUCUAGUUAUGGAGAAUCUUCUGUUUGGCCGGAAUGUUACAAGACUCUAUGAUCUCAAAGGAUCCUCCAGAUCACGGUAUAAUUCGGAUUCUAGUGGGAGCAAUAAAGUUUUGCUGGAUCAGAAUCUGAUUGAAGCAAUGCCAACUUCUCCAAUUUUUGUGGGAAACAAGGCUAAGCGGUUGCUUGAGAGAGCUGUGUGGAAUGAUACUGCUUUUCUUGCGUUGAUUGAUGUAAUGGAUUACUCUCUACUGGUUGGGGUGGAUGAGGAGAAGCAUGAACUGGUUCUUGGGAUCAUUGAUUUUAUGAGGCAGUACACAUGGGACAAGCACCUUGAGACAUGGGUGAAGGCUUCGGGCAUCCUUGGUGGGCCAAAGAACUCAUCUCCCACUGUAAUCUCACCCAAGCAAUACAAGAAACGGUUCAGGAAAGCCAUGUCUGCUUAUUUCCUUAUGGUACCAGAUCAGUGGUCCCCACCAACCAUCGCCCCCAGUGGAUCCCAGUCUGACCUCUGUGAAGAUAAUACGCAAGUUGGGACCUCCCUCGAGUAACGCUGAAACAUGGGGCCUGUAUAUGUCGAGAGAUUUAUGCUUUGAUCAUUCUUUUUUUUUCUGCCUUGGCCUUUUUUUUUUAUGUGUCUUAUCAUCUUGUUCCUUUUCCCCAUUGUAACUUCCCGCCACCCUCUCUAUUGGAUGUCAUCCUCUCUUAAAAAAGAAAAGAAAAAAAAAAGAGCAUCUGUGAAUUAUUUGUUAGAAGACGGUGGGGAAGGCUGUUUGAUGCCUAAGAAUUUUCGUUGAUAUCAAAUGGUAUGAGAUAGGUGGCCUCUCCGUGAAUUACAGGUACUAUAUCUUUGUUGAAAUGUAUUUAUAAUUGCAGCA
Macadamia integrifolia is the source of this 7209-nucleotide messenger RNA. Its product is annotated as 1-phosphatidylinositol-3-phosphate 5-kinase FAB1B-like. The coding region runs from base 1315 to 6882 and encodes 1855 amino acids. The record is from RefSeq and is a predicted model, not a curated record. Gene Ontology annotation, cellular component: endosome membrane. NCBI's taxonomy places the organism in Eukaryota, Viridiplantae, Streptophyta, Magnoliopsida, Proteales, Proteaceae. Gene Ontology annotation, molecular function: ATP binding; 1-phosphatidylinositol-3-phosphate 5-kinase activity; metal ion binding. Gene Ontology annotation, biological process: phosphatidylinositol phosphate biosynthetic process. The transcript has 11 exons.